Messenger RNA from Metarhizium album ARSEF 1941, 3240 nucleotides. Its product is annotated as Glycine cleavage system P protein. The coding region runs from base 1 to 3240 and encodes 1079 amino acids. Gene Ontology annotation, cellular component: mitochondrion; glycine cleavage complex. The transcript is spliced from 3 exons. NCBI's taxonomy places the organism in Eukaryota, Fungi, Ascomycota, Sordariomycetes, Hypocreales, Clavicipitaceae. Gene Ontology annotation, molecular function: pyridoxal phosphate binding; glycine dehydrogenase (decarboxylating) activity; glycine binding. The record is from RefSeq and is a predicted model, not a curated record. Gene Ontology annotation, biological process: glycine decarboxylation via glycine cleavage system.
AUGGCCUCGAGACUGGCCCUCCGAGGCGCGCCUCUGCGCUCCUCGACCGCGCUUGUUAGCCGCGCCGCGCCGCCCACCGCUGCCGCUGCCACCAAAUCCUGCAGCCUCGUCGCCGCUGCGCGCAGCACGCCUGUUGCUGCUCGCGCCGUUGUCUCACGCUGCUUCUCCCAGACCGCCGGGGCUGCGGCCCCCAAGGCUCGGCCCGGCUCGAUUCGCAAGGACCCGGCCUAUCUCGACAUGCAAAAGACGAGCGACGGGAACCCUGAGCCAUGGAUGGACUUCUCCGCCCGGCACAUUGGUCCUCGCGACGAGGAUAUCCCCGCCAUGCUCAAGCAGUUGGGCUCUGGCCUUGAGUCUCUGGAGGCUUUUGUUGCUCAGGUCAUCCCCGAGGACAUCAUGCUCCCUCCCCAGAAGACGAUUCAGCCCAAGACCUACAGCGAAUCUGGCGUUGCCGAGCUCUUCAAGGCCAUGAAUGCCCACAACGAAAUCCACACCUGGAUGAACGGCGGUGGCUACUACCCCGUGGAAAUCCCUGCUGUCAUCAAGCGAAACAUACUCGAGAACCCUGCCUGGUAUACCAGCUACACGCCGUACCAGGCCGAGAUCAGCCAGGGCCGUCUGCAGUCGCUGCUCAACUUCCAGACCAUGGUUUCCGACCUCACCGGUCUGCCUGUUGCCAAUGCCAGCUUGCUCGAUGAGGGAACUGCCGCUGCCGAGGCCAUGACCAUGUCCCUCGGCAACCUUUCGACUUCUCGAGCCAAGCGCCCCGGAAAGACCUAUGUUGUCUCUCAUCUCGUCCACAAUGCCACCUUCGAGGUCAUGCGAGGCCGUGCCGAGGGCUUCGGCAUCCGUCUGGAGAUGAUGGAUCUGUCCGCAACCGAUGCCAUUCAAAGGAUCCGAGCUCUCGGCGACGAUCUGGUUGGUGUCCUCGCUCAAUACCCCGACACCAACGGCGGUGUUGGUGACUUCCGCCAUCUGGCUGAUGUCGCCCACGAGCAGGGCACCCUCUUCAGCGUUGCCACCGACCUGUCCGCCCUGACCCUUUUGACGCCUCCUGGCGAAUGGGGUGCUGAUGUUGCUUUUGGUAACUCGCAGCGAUUUGGUGUUCCUCUAGGAUUCGGUGGUCCCCACGCCGCCUUCAUGGCCGUCAAGGAGGCCAGCAAGCGUCGCUUGCCCGGCCGCAUCAUUGGCGUUUCCAAGGACCGCACUGGAGGGCGUGCUCUCCGACUGGCUCUCCAGACGCGCGAGCAGCACAUUCGCCGCGAGAAGGCCACUAGUAAUGUUUGCACUGCCCAGGCUCUCCUGGCGAACAUGGCUGCCAUGUACGCCAUCUACCAUGGACCUGCUCAGCUGAGGGAGAUGGCCGUCAACAACCUCCGCUACGCUCGCAUGCUCCAGUCUGCCGCUCAGCACUAUGGCCUUACCGUUCCUACCCUCACUCUCGACCCUCAGGGUCGUGCUUUGUCCGACACCAUUGCAAUCAGCUUUGAGAAUCCCAAGGCUUGCCAGGUAUUCCGAAAGGAGCUUCUGGAGAGGGGCAUCAGCGGGGGCAAGGCCUGGACUAGCAAUGAAGCGGUUCUGGCCGUUCCCACUACGUUCACUCUGGACACAUAUGUCCGCAUCGUCGAGGCUUUUCAGGCUGUGGCCAAAAAGAACCACACGGACCGCAACUUGGAGGUUGCCAACAAGUUCUGGAGCGAGGGCUGGAGUCCGUCUUUGGACGAAGUUGUCAAUGGCAUCCCGCAAAUUGUCCGCCGAGAGUCUAGCUAUUUGACGCAUCCCGUUUUCAACUCACACCACAGCGAGACCGAGAUGCUUCGAUACAUCUACCAGUUGCAGUCCAAGGACCUGUCCCUGGUUCACUCCAUGAUUCCACUGGGCUCCUGCACCAUGAAGCUUAACGGGACGACACAGAUGGAACUCAUUGGCCACGACAAAAGUUCAAACAUUCACCCACAUGCCCCCGUGAGCAGCUACAAGGGAUACCAGAAACUGUUCAGCGCCACCUCUGCGCAGCUGGCCGCUCUCACUGGCAUGGAUGCCACCUCACUGCAGCCCAACUCUGGCGCCCAGGGUGAGUUUGCCGGUCUGCGAGCUAUUCGCAAGUACCACGAGCAGCAACCUGGUCCUAAGCGCGAUAUCUGCCUGAUUCCCGUCUCCGCCCACGGUACCAACCCUGCAUCCGCUGCCAUGGCUGGUAUGCGCGUUGUCCCCGUCAAGUGUGACACCAUUACCGGCAACUUGGAUCUCGCCGAUCUCGAGGCCAAGUGCAAGAAGCAUGAAGAAGAACUCGGUGCUUUCAUGGUCACGUAUCCCAGCACAUUCGGUGUUUUCGAGCCCGGUGUCAAGAAGGCUUGUCAAAUUGUGCACGCCCACGGCGGCCAGGUCUACAUGGAUGGCGCCAACAUGAACGCCCAGAUUGGCCUCACCUCGCCCGGCGCUCUCGGUGCCGAUGUGUGCCAUCUUAAUCUUCACAAGACCUUCUGCAUCCCUCACGGCGGCGGCGGCCCUGGGAUUGGCCCAAUCUGUGUCAAGUCUCACCUCGAGCCUUUCCUGCCUCACAAGGACAGCCAGACUCCUGUGUCCAGCGCCCCCUUUGGUAGCGCGAGCAUUGUCCCGAUCAGCUGGUCAUACAUUGCCACUAUGGGUGACAAAGGCCUUCGCAAGGCCACCUCCAUGGCUCUCCUCAACGCCAACUAUCUCCUUGCCCGCCUCAAGGAUCACUAUCCCAUCUUGUACACCAAUGACAAUGGUCGUUGCGCUCACGAAUUCAUCAUCGACGCCCGCCCAUUCCGCGAGACUGCAGGCGUCGAGGCCAUCGACAUCGCCAAGCGUCUGCAGGACUACGGCUUCCACGCCCCCACUAUGAGCUGGCCUGUCCCCAACACGCUCAUGAUUGAACCCACGGAGAGUGAGAGUAAGGAGGAGCUUGACCGCUUCGCCGACGCCCUCAUCAGCAUCCGCGCCGAGAUUCGCGAAAUCGAGGAGGGCAAGCAGCCUCGUCAAGGAAACGUCCUCCGCAAUUCUCCCCACACCCAGAAGGACCUCCUCGUCGGCGACGGCGAGGGUAGGUGGGACCGUCCCUACUCCCGCGAGAAGGCUGCCUACCCUCUUCCCUAUCUGAUGGAAAAGAAGUUCUGGCCUACCGUUACUCGUGUCGACGACACCUACGGCGACACCAACCUUUUCUGCACAUGCCCCCCCGUCGAGGACACUACGCAGUCACAGACGUCUGUAUGA